AGUAAACACGACAGUCUAGCUGGAGGAGUGAAAGAGGGAGGUGCGGGUGACUUUUUCCCUCAAUUUUCCCCUUAUUUUCCCCCGUGGAGCCGCGCCUGCUGCCUAAAUGUGGAGCCAGGAGGCGUGAGCAGUUGUGAAGAGCCGCCAUGAACUUCGGAAGACAGUUAAAACGCGUUAGGCAACAAGCUGACCAUCUUUUUCUUAGGAGCGACCGCACAGAUGUGGUUGGAGAGCUCAAGACCGCGGAGGACCAGGUGGAGGAGCUGCGGGUGCUUUGCGAGGCCUACAGCAGGAGCCUAGAGAAAUGUCUCCACACCCACACUACACCUGAAGAGAAGAAGCAGAAAAAGGUGCCAGAGUUUCAGGCGGCAGAGACCCUAAGGGAGGCCCUGGCACAGCUGCCGCAAACGGAGAAUGCCGACCACCAGGACUUGCUCAGGACUGUGGUAAGACGCGUAUUGGAACUGCAACAGGCUCUCGGACAAAACCAGGUGGAAUUUGAGGGAGCCCUGGAACGAGAGGUACUUGGACCUCUAACUCACCUUAUUAAAGAUGACUUCCCCUCAAUCGCCAAGCAGAAGAAGCAGCUCAAGCAGGUGGGGCUCGAUGUGGACGCAGCCAAAACAAGAUGGAAGAAUUCUCAGUCUAAUCCUGGACCCAAUGCUAAGAUGGACACUUAUAAGGAAGAAUUGGAGGAGGCAGAGGCUAAGCUAGACCAGACCAAGGACUCGUACGCCUGCGACAUCUUCAGCCUGCUGGCGAGAGAGAGAGAGCUGUCGCAGUACGUGUGUUCAUAUAUCAGUCUUCAGAGGGAGCACCUGCAGAAGGCACUUGCUAAACUGGACCUGGUGCUGCCUGACAUACAGACGCAGAUGGAGACGUCUCAGCUGAGUCCUGUGUUCGGCGUGUCUCUCCACCAGCACCUCAGAAUUGCUCAUCAGGACGUUGCGGUGGUGGUGCGGGUGUGCGUGCGGCACCUGGUGGAGGUGGGGCUGUACGAGGAGGGGCUGCUGCGGGUGGCGGGCAGUGCCACCAAGGUGCGGCGCCUGAAGGGUGCCUUCGACGCAGGACUGGUGACUGCGGAACAGCUGGCGGCGGCAGGGGAGUACGACGCCCACGUGGUGGCCGGCGCCCUCAAGUGUUACCUGCGGGAGCUGCCGGAGCCCCUGCUGACUCACCUGCUGCACAGCCAGUGGCUGGAGGCCGUGCGGUGCCCAGACCACCACCAGCGCCUGCGUGCCCUGUGGCGCGUGGCCAGCAGGCUGCCCCCGGCACACCUCACCAACCUGGCCUUCCUGGUGAAGUUCCUGGCGCUGGUGGCCGCCCACGCCACCCACAACAAGAUGACCCCCGGCAACAUUGCCACCGUGGUGGCCCCGAACCUCAUCUGGGACCAGCGGGAGGACCUGGAGGCCGUGCCAGACGUGGCCACCCUGGGACGCAGCGUGAGCCUGGCGGGGGACUACCGGGGCGUGGUGGAGCACCUGGUGGAGUACUGCGAUUACUUCUUCAAGGACCAACACGUGGACCUGGGGGCCGUGCCACCCCCGCCUCCCUCCCCUCCCCGCCCCCACCCCGAGCCAAACGGUGCCCUGCCCCUGGCCCCCCUACCGGCACCAGCACCCUGCCCCGCCCUGCAACCCACCGCCGCAACGUGAGCGCCGACCUGACGGUGCGGGGUGACCCCCCUGCCCCCGCCGACCCCUGCGAGAGCCCCAAGCAGCCCCAGCGCACCAAGAAGAAGCAGGCGCCCCGCCCACCCCAGGUACGCCCCGCCAGCACCCACGGGGCACUG
Scylla paramamosain (green mud crab) is the source of this 1795-nucleotide messenger RNA. Its product is annotated as rho GTPase-activating protein 44-like. The transcript is spliced from 7 exons. Gene Ontology annotation, cellular component: cytoplasm; intracellular anatomical structure. The record is from RefSeq and is a predicted model, not a curated record. Lineage: Eukaryota; Metazoa; Arthropoda; Malacostraca; Decapoda; Portunidae. Gene Ontology annotation, biological process: regulation of actin cytoskeleton organization; positive regulation of GTPase activity; signal transduction. Bases 147 to 1658 code for a protein of 503 amino acids. Gene Ontology annotation, molecular function: GTPase activator activity; protein binding.